This is a messenger RNA of Monodelphis domestica (gray short-tailed opossum), 1836 nucleotides long. It is a transcript of the gene NODAL, whose product is annotated as nodal growth differentiation factor. Gene Ontology annotation, molecular function: cytokine activity; growth factor activity. The record is from RefSeq and is a predicted model, not a curated record. Gene Ontology annotation, cellular component: extracellular region. Lineage: Eukaryota; Metazoa; Chordata; Mammalia; Didelphimorphia; Didelphidae.
AGGAGCAUAAAAGGGGCGGAGGUCCAGUCUUUGCCCCGAGACCUGAUUGAGGUCGGACCUGGCCAUGGGUGCUCUGCUGCUGGGUCUCCUGCUGGUGGCCUGGGGGACCGCAACGAUCGCAGUCUCCCUGGCCCUGCCCUCCUCGCCUUCUCCCCUGGCUUACAUGCUGAAGCUCUACCGUGGGCACCAGCCCCGUGCCUCCAUCGUCCGCAGCCUGCAGUCGCAGGAUGUGGUGAUGGUGAGCCAACACUGGACUUUUGCCUUUGAUUUUUCCUUCUUGAGCCAAGAGGAAGACCUAGAGUGGGCCGAGCUUCGGAUCCAGCUGCCCCCGUCGGCGGAGCCUCCUGCAGAGGCCCCGCUCUUGGUAGAGAUCUUUCACCAGCCAAGGUGGGAGCUGGAGGACAACUCCUCGGCCCCCUGCCUCGAGCGCCGGCAGCUGGCUUUGUUUGUGGUCACGGCCUCCCAGGUCACCUUCUCCGCUGACGGCAUGGUCCUGGAGGUCACGGAGCCCCUCUCCAGGUGGUUCAAGGCCCUGAGUGACCCGGAGGAGAUGCUGGCCUCAACAGCGGAAGGGAUGGCUGCAGCGGGCCCCGACUGCAGGCGCCGGCCCCCAGAGCCUCCCGUCUCCAACGUGCUGCUCAUGCUCCACUCCAACCUCUCCAAGGAGCAGAGGCGCUGGGGAAGCUCCACGCUGCUGUGGGAGGCCGAGAGCUCCUGGAGGGCCAAGGAAGGCAGGAUCUCACAGGAGGAGAAGCACAGGCGACACCCUCCUCGACACCGGAAGUGGACUGAGCACCAGCACUGUAGGAAAGUGAGGUUCACAGUGGACUUUAACCUGAUAGGCUGGGGCUCGUGGAUCAUCUACCCCAAGCAGUACGAGGCCUUUCGCUGCGAGGGAGAAUGCCCCAACCCCGUGGAAGAGAAGUUUCGGCCGACCAACCAUGCCUACAUGCAGAGCUUGCUGAAGUUCUACCAGCCCCAGCACGUGCCCUCCACGUGCUGUGUUCCCGUGAAGACCAAGCCCCUGAGCAUGCUGUACUCGCAGAACGGCAACGUCUUCCUGGAUCACCACAAGGACAUGAUCGUAGAGGAGUGUGGGUGCCACUGAGGAGACGCUCAAAGACGCUACGGGUUAUUUCAGUUUAACUCCCAACUCUCCGUCGGUGGUGGAGUGCGGCUGGGCUGUGGAGGGCCCGGAGGGCGCCAGUCACUGGGCUUACACGGCUUCCCAGAUUCAGUGCCCACCGGAGACGACAUGAUUUGAAUCUGGCUUAAGAGACCAGUUUUGGAGACAAUGGAGCACACGAGCUCCAGGUCAGGGGCUGGCCCUGUUUCUUCUUCAUGGAAGGGGUCUUUUCUGGGGCUGGUACCCCAGGAUGGUGCUGGGGAGGACGGGAAGGGGAAGCUGUGUGAGCAUGAGCUGGUCUCUGCCAAGGAACUGUACAGAGCAAUAAAACAUGAAGCUUCUCCCAGGGGGCUCUCUGGCAUUUAAUGGAAAAAGUAAAAACCUUCUCUGGGAGGUUUGGGCAUAGACGACUUUGGAAGAUGGAAGCAAGGUGCUGCCACCUUCUCCACUGGUGCUUGGGCCCCUAGAGCCCCCAGGGGAAACACAAUGCAUGCCUGUCUCAAGGUGACAGUAUUUCUUAAAGUGGCCUUUAAGGGGGCUUCCCAAGUUUCCGAGCUGAUACAGCCCAAACAGCCCUGGCCUGAGGUUCUGAAAAUCUGAAUUCAAUCAGUUCUACCAUUUACUAGUGAACUGACUUUCCCUCCCCAAGCCAUGGUUUUCUCAUGUGAAAUGAUGGGCGUGGGCUAUGUAAUUUCCAAGGCCUUUUCCAA